AAAAAGGAGUCCUUCCCCUGCAACCCGGUAAUUCCUCCCAGCCUCCCACGAUUCCCCCCACCACCACGCGCCGCCGCCGCCACCUCCCCGGAAACCGCUGCCGGAGCCUCCCUGGAGACCUGCCGCCGCCACGUGCCGCAGCGGCCACCUCCCCGGCAACCGCCGCCGGAGCUUCCCUCGAGAAAUGCCGCCGCCUCCCCCGGCAACCACCGCCGCUCCGGGAUCCCACAUCGAGCUCCUUCAUGGAUGGCCGUCCACGCCCGUCGCCAUGGCUACCUUCACCAGCGAAUCCCCCCCGCUCUUCCUUCAUCCGGCACAGCCCCAGAUCCCUGCUGCCUCUCGCUCGCCGUCACACCAGCGUCAUCCCGAUGCCUCCUACCUUCUCCAUCCUACUUCCUCUCAUAGUGCCUCGAGAUUCCCAGACCACCCUCGACCUGUCGCAGUGCCUCCGCGGUCCGCAUGUCCACUGGCUUUGCGUGCCUUCACCUCUGCACUUUUUCAACUGCAGCGCCUGUACUUCCUCCCUGCAAUGCCAUGAAGCGGGCGCGAGCAUGAGUUCUGGUGGCCAUACGUCCCUUCUCCUGCCUAUGUUCUAUGCAGCAGCUGCGCCCAGUGCAAGAGUGGUGACUCCCCAUGUUCGGUCGUGUUUGUGGCUUCGAUUGUGCGGAUGCUGAUCGUAUUUCGUGGACCUGCGUGGGAUGCUGGGCAGGAACUCCAUGAAGUUCGCAUUCAGGUGAGGAAGCACUUCAGGCCGGAGCUGUUGAACCACCUGAGCGAGAUCGUGAUCUUUGAUCCCUUAUCGCAUGACCAGCUGAAGAAGUUGCUCGCCUGCAGAUUUUGUCGAGGCUGUGCAGCACUGGACAAACAGCUUCAUCUGACGCUGCAGACCCAUCAGGAAAUAAUGUCAAGCCAGUGAGAAAAAUGAAGGACUGAGAUAUAUGUGAUGAUGUUCCAAUACGAAUCAAAGACAAAUAUUUGUCACGUAUCCUAGCUAGGGCAGCUUUUUUUUUGUGUGUAGCGCUCAGCCUUUUCCCAGUAGCAGUACUACUACGGCAUCCUCUUUUCCGUAGAAGUAUUAUUAUAGUACAUGCAUGAGCCAAAUAUACUCCCUCAUUGCCAAAAUGUAGUGCAUAUAAGAAUUUUUUAAAGUCAAAUGACAUAAAAUUUGACCAAGUAUCUAGAAAAAAAUAUCAACAUCUAGAAUACCAAAUUAAUACCAUUAGAUUCCCCGUGAUGUAAUGUUGAUAAUUUUGUCAAAAAACUUGGUCAAAGUUAAUAUCUCUUACAUUUUCAAAAUCUUAUACGCACUAAAUUGUGGCAAUGCGGGAGUACUGUGUUCUGAUAUAGGCGGGGAUCUACAGCUGCAAACCGUCGCACAUGAUGAAUAAUAUGCGGUGCCACCGCCAAGUAUAGUCCAUGAAUGAAAUGACUGAGAGCCGAUCAAUUUUUCGUAUCUAAAAAUAGCCUGCAUACAGCUAGGUCCAUGUAUGUUAAUACCCAGGAAGCGGAAAAAUGUUAAUACCAGGGAAAUAGACAUGCUCGGUUGUACAAGGAUAAUCAUGUG
Messenger RNA from Lolium perenne, 1564 nucleotides. RefSeq lists its product as uncharacterized. Lineage: Eukaryota; Viridiplantae; Streptophyta; Magnoliopsida; Poales; Poaceae. The record is from RefSeq and is a predicted model, not a curated record.